This is a messenger RNA of Galdieria sulphuraria, 1256 nucleotides long. RefSeq lists its product as uncharacterized. The transcript is spliced from 4 exons. The coding region runs from base 675 to 1163 and encodes 162 amino acids. The record is from RefSeq and is a predicted model, not a curated record. NCBI's taxonomy places the organism in Eukaryota, Rhodophyta, Bangiophyceae, Galdieriales, Galdieriaceae.
AAGUUUUUGAGAACUGGUAAAGGAAAAAGAGACAGGAUUGAAAUCCUAGGGUUGUGUUCCUUUUGGUGACAACUGUAACAUUGGCGGUUGUAGCUGCUAGUGGUUGGACUGUUUUUGGAAGGAACCUUUCUCUUUAUGACAGUAAAGUGUAGAAGAGUGACAUUAAUCCAAAAAGCUACAUAAGUUGUAAGCGCUAUUAUGGUGAAACUGUCGCCUUUAAUGUUUCUGAAAGCCAUCUGGUUAGAGUUGUCCUUGGUCAAGAAUAUAAGUAGAGAGGAGGGUAGCGUUAGUAGUAUGUGCGAAAGGGAAACAAGGAGAGUUUGUGUAUUGCCUUGUAAAAAGUGCUGCUGACCUGCCUCUUCUCUUAAUUCCCUGAAGGUCGUGAUAGUGUGGUAGUGGUAGUUGUCAAAAUUAUUGAAAAGGGGACAACGAACUAUCUCAAAAACAGCUUGCAGUUGGAUCCAAGACGAAAUAACAACAACAAGUGUGAGUCCAAGCUCAACAAGCUAUGAUGUGGCUAUUUAAUGGACAAGGAUUUGUAUUUCUAUCUGUUACUGUUUUCUCCGUUGUUGUAAGUGAAUAGAGAAUCUUCAUUGCUUUAUUCAUUUAGAAUUGUGCAUUGAAAUUAAUAAAUGGGACAUCAAUGAAUAGUCAUUGUCACAAAAAAAAUGCUAAUGUUGAAAAGACGCAAGGCAUCAUUUAGAUACGAACAGCCUACUCUUUUACCUGACUGUCAACAGAGAUUGCGUAGGAUACUUAUUUUGAACAGCAGUGCGAGCAACACUGACUUUCUUGCGCUUCUAUCGAGAGAACUAUUAAAUAGAAUCCAACGGUUGAGUGAAGGUUUCUCCAUAGCUUGUCAAAAGGAGCUUCUCAAAUCUUUUCAAGGGACCAACAAUUGUAAAGGGUUAAGAACUGCCUUGAAUCAAGCAGCACAAAGCUCAUACGGUCAAGUCCAAGGCAACAUAAGUCAUGAAACUUCCAAUAACAGUGGAUUCUUUACGGCGAAUGGCAACUCUAGAAUAGCAGCUUCCAAUAGUACUGAAUCUUCUCCUGCUGUUGGUAUCUUUCUAGAUUCCGUUCGUUUUUCAUUCUUGAUUCUUACAUAUGGCAGCUUUUCUUGUAGACAUGUACAACUUGGCAUAGUCAAGCAGCUUAUCUAACUCUAAUUUUCAAAGGUCGAACGCCUUUGGGUUUAUGAAUUCGUUAUUUUCCAUAAAGAAACAAGUUGGAAGCGCAGUGAAUAAUCAAACCGA